This is a messenger RNA of Pyricularia oryzae 70-15, 1575 nucleotides long. RefSeq lists its product as uncharacterized. Lineage: Eukaryota; Fungi; Ascomycota; Sordariomycetes; Magnaporthales; Pyriculariaceae. The coding region runs from base 1 to 1539 and encodes 512 amino acids. The transcript is spliced from 4 exons. The record is from RefSeq and is a predicted model, not a curated record.
AUGGCAGCAGCACCCAUCACGCGUGAGUUGCUGGGCAACACCUUCACCUUUACCACCGACUGCUUCUCGGUGACGUCGUCGGGCGGCAACGUGCACCGCCGCCACAGCCCCUCGGAGCUGCGCGACCACUUUGACAGCGGCGAGGACCGGCCCGCCCACUGGUACGAGGCGCAGCUGCGCCACUACCAGCUCCCGCCGUCCAAGGUGAAAAGCACCGCCAAGCUGCGGCUGCUCGAGGCCGUCCGCCGCGGCGACCUGGUCGUCCCCGGCGAGUUUGCAAAGCUCGAGAGAGACAUGCGUAGGGAGUGGACAAGGGCCAGCAAGGCGGGUGCGGGCGCGGCAAAGUCGUCAGCGGGGCAGAAGAAGAGAAAGGCCGCGGCGGAGGAUGACUAUGGUGGUGACGGCGGCGCUGAGAGCUUUCAUGCCACGGUUGCUGGUGCUGGUGGCAGGGCUGUGAGCGUCAAUAUUGGCAGCGCGGCCUCGUCGUCGGCUCCUGCAAAGAAACCAGCAGCAGCCAAGAAGGGCAAGGCGGAACCUAAAACAGCUACGACUCCUGCUGCAAAGAAGGUCAAGACAGAGGCUAAAGCCACUACGACUUCCGACACAAAGAAGGUCCAGCCAGGGCCCAAGGCAACUACUGCUCCGGCUGCAAAGAAGAUCAAGACCGAGUCCAAAGCGGACAUCACCCCAGCAGCAAAGAAGAAAGCUGCACCCAAGAAGUCAGCUGCCGUGCUCUCCCCUCAUCCCGCCGACGUCAAAUUUCCGCUGCAACCGGCGGCAGACGGCUCGCAAAACGGCAACUUCGAUUCGAGCAGGAAGGGUACCCUGGGCAGAGUCAUCAACUUCGGUCGCCGGGGCACCAUAUGUCGUCCCGAAGCCGCCGGCAAGCAGCCGCAUGCGGCUGGGACCCAGGACAAAUCAGACUGCUCCCUCGACGAAGAUUCAAGUGAUGACGAUGAGGAUAGUCAAAAUGAGGGCUACGACAGCUUCGAAAGUCACGACGGUUACGAUGGCUACGAUGACGAACCAGACAACGAGGGUUACGACGAGGACGAUGACGAUGACGAACGAGAUAACGAGGGUUGCCACGAUGACGAUGAUGAUGACGAUGACGAUGACGACCCACCCACCCACCAUACCCCGGCUCUCCCGGACCGGACGCCGAGGUUUGGGGCCAGACAGACCAUGACGCUGACGCUAGACGGCGAUGCGCUCUGGAUGCGAUUCGACCUCGGCUUCCUCGAGGGUGUGGGACGCACCGCCAAGCGGCCGUACGAGACGUCGCGCCGGCGGACGUUUGGCUGGUUCGGCUACAGCACGUACUACCACGAGGCGUUCACGGGCGGCGGCGGCGGCGGCCCCAUGGAUGCGCGGCUCGAGUUUGUUGGCGGCGGAGUCGUGCGAGGCGAGGUCGAAUGGGUCAACCGACAGUGGACAUGCUUCGAGGCUCGAAGGCUGGAUGGGCAGGGUACCAGGAGCAACAUAUCGGCCAGGGAGAUGCGGGAUAGGUUUGAGGGGUUCAGAGACGGCUAUGUUUGAUGAGUGCAAGAAGCCGGACGACAAACAACAUGUUUG